Molecule: messenger RNA, 1002 nt
Organism: Besnoitia besnoiti
Lineage: Eukaryota; Apicomplexa; Conoidasida; Eucoccidiorida; Sarcocystidae
Product: serine-threonine phosophatase 2C (PP2C)
Exons: 7
Coding region: 1-1002 (333 amino acids)
Biological process (GO): protein dephosphorylation
Molecular function (GO): protein serine/threonine phosphatase activity
Source: RefSeq, a predicted model, not a curated record
AUGAAGUCCUCUGCGGAAAUCAGGCGAACCAUGGAGGUUCCCGCGACCAUCCACGCUCCUCUUCCUCCAACGUCGUAUCCUGCUUUCGAAGCCGCAGUCUUCACAGAUAUCGGUGGUCGGAAGCACCAAGAAGACAGAUUUACGGUUUGCCCGCAGCUCGUUCCUGGCCGCGAAGACUGCGCCUUCUUCGGCGUCUUCGAUGGCACUGUUGGCGACUUCGCGAGCGAAAAUGUCAAGGACCUUGUUGUUCCGCAGUUGAUUUCUUCGCCGGCGUGGCAGCAGGUCACGGAGCUGCUCCGGUCAGACUCGCCUGCGGCCCAGGUCGACGAGAAACUUCCCUCCCUCCUCGACCAGGCGGUCGACUACAUGUACAAAAAUGCAGAUAACGAACUCGUGAAGAUGUGUGAGCAGCUCAACAAAGACUACGCCAGCAGCACCUCCGUCACGGCCGUGCUGGCGAACGGCUACGUAGCCGUUGGGCACUUGGGUGACAGCCGUAUAGCGAUGGGAGUUGAGACCCCGAACGGGAUGAACUGCGAGUUCCUCACUAUCGACCACAAGCCCGACAUGCCUCAGGAAAAGCUGCGCAUCAUGCGUCAUGGCGGCAGCGUGGAGUAUCUUCACAAUCAUAAUAACAAGCCCUUCAUUCGCGGCGGUGACUUCUCCUUCCGCAAAUCGCGCGGCGAGCAGCCGAUGCAACUGCAGUAUUCGCGAGCCUUCGGAGGCAAGGACUUGAAGAUGUACGGCUUGAGCAACCAACCGGAUGUGCGCGUCGUGCGGCUCACGCCCCAGCACCGCGUGAUGAUUCUCGCCACUGACGGGCUCUGGGACGUCAUGUCUGCUCCGCAAGCUAUCGAGAUCGCUAUGCAAGCGCGGAAGGAAGGAAGAAAUCCAGCGCAGGCGCUGGUGGAGAUCACCCUCGCGGAGCAGCAGAGUAGGAAUCAGAGCGCAGACAACAUCACUGCAAUGACAGUUUUCUUCAAACAGGCUGGCGAGCAGUAG